Polypterus senegalus (gray bichir) is the source of this 1180-nucleotide messenger RNA. RefSeq names its product pepsin A-like. Bases 1 to 1140 code for a protein of 379 amino acids. The record is from RefSeq and is a predicted model, not a curated record. NCBI's taxonomy places the organism in Eukaryota, Metazoa, Chordata, Cladistia, Polypteriformes, Polypteridae. The transcript has 9 exons. Gene Ontology annotation, molecular function: aspartic-type endopeptidase activity. Gene Ontology annotation, biological process: proteolysis.
AUGAAGCUGCUAGUAUUCCUCGCCUUAAUUGGGCUCUCUGAGUGCCUUGUCAAGCUCCAUCUGCAGAAAGGCAAGACAGUGAGAGAAAUCCUUAAGGAAAAGGGCCUUCUGGAUGACUUCCUGAGGAAACAUCCCUAUAACCCACUGUCCAAAUUUCAGGGCUAUGGCGUGGUUUCAAAUGAACCUAUGACCAACUAUUUGGAUAUGUCUUAUUUUGGAACCAUCUCCAUUGGAACCCCACCUCAGAGUUUCACAGUUAUCUUUGAUACUGGAUCUGCUAACCUGUGGGUUCCCUCUGUUUACUGCAACAGCCAGGCCUGCAGUAAUCACAACAAAUUCAACCCAAGUCAAUCCCAAACCUAUCAGGCUACCAGCACUUCUGUCUCUAUCCAGUAUGGCACUGGAAGCAUGACUGGCUUUUUGGCCUAUGACACUGUAGAUGUUGCAGGCAUUAAUGUGGCUAACCAAAUCUUCGGCUUGAGCACCUCUGAGCCUGGCUCCUUCCUCUAUUAUGCUCAGUUUGAUGGCAUUUUGGGACUGGCUUACCCCUCAAUCUCCUCUUCAAGUGCCACACCUGUCUUUGACAACAUGAUGAGCCAGAAUCUGGUGAACCAGGACCUGUUCUCUUUCUACCUCUCUCCUGAUGGUCAGUCUGGCAGCGUAGUGACCUUUGGUGGUGUCGAUCCAAAUUACUACAGUGGCAGCAUCAACUGGGUGCCCCUCACAUCUGAGUCCUACUGGCAAAUCCAGGUUGACUACAUUCAGGUGAAUGGACAAACAGUUGCCUGCUCUCAGGGAUGCCAAGCCAUUGUUGACACUGGAACGUCACUCCUGUCUGGACCCCCGACUCCAAUCUCUAACAUUCAAAAUGCAAUUGGCAUCUCGUACAACGUCAACUGCCAGAAUAUUCCCAACCUGCCUGAGGUUAUCAUUGGAAUCAAUGGAGUCCAGUAUCCUCUGCCUGCUUCUGCAUACAUUAUCCAGAGUGAUGGUGGCCAAGAGUGCACCAGCGGUUUCCAGUCCAUGGAUAUUCCAACAUCCUCUGGAGAACUUUGGAUCCUGGGUGACGUCUUCAUCAGAGUCUAUUACUCUAUUUUUGACAGAGCAAAUAACAUGGUUGGCCUGGCUCAAGCAGUUUAAAUUAAUCAACACUUACCUAUAACACACCAUGGAGCUUCUU